AAAAACUUCCCCCAUCUUUAAACUCUCUAUUCUUUCAGCUCACUUUGAGGGCCUAUUUCUCAACAACCCUAAUUCUUAAGCUUGUUCGGCUUUAUAAGCUACCCGUAGCUGGAAUGGGAAACUGUUUGAGACGCGAUUCCUCGAUGGUAUGGGACGGAGACGACGACUGGAUUGAUGUUUCUCAGCUUGAGCCUGAUGCUAAAAUGGCACACAACCCAGAAAGGCAUAGGCUUCUUGGCGAGAUAAGAUCAUAUUCAUCAUCUGCAGCCUCAACACCUUCAUUUUCUACUAGCACUAGUAGUACUGGAGGAGAUCAAGUGAAGAUCAAGAUGACUAAGAAGGAGCUGGAGGAGUUGGUAAAAGGAGGAGGAAACAUGCAGGGUCUGUCGUCUGUGGAACAGCUAUUGGCUCAGCUCGGGAUCAACGGCCUUGACGAUCAUGAUCAGUACUAUGAUGAUCGUGAUGAGUUGGACCAUCAUCGGCCCUGGAGGCCUGUUCUCCAAAGUAUUCCGGAGGUUAAUUAGUUCAUCAUUCAUAUCACCAUGCGUGUUUGAACGGUGAUCAUGAUCAGAAAUACCUCUAGACGAUAGAAUUUAGGUCUGAAAUUAAAAUUCUUUUGUUACGAUUCUUUUUUAAUUCAUACUUUCUUGUAUGUUGAGAUUCAAAUUUUUUUAUAUUUUAUGGUCUAUGUACAUGUGAAGAUGAAUAUUUCUUUUCUUAUUUA
Molecule: messenger RNA, 724 nt
Organism: Pyrus x bretschneideri (Chinese white pear)
Lineage: Eukaryota; Viridiplantae; Streptophyta; Magnoliopsida; Rosales; Rosaceae
Exons: 1
Coding region: 114-524 (136 amino acids)
Source: RefSeq, a predicted model, not a curated record